Messenger RNA from Morone saxatilis (striped sea-bass), 2909 nucleotides. RefSeq names its product smoothelin-like protein 1. Gene Ontology annotation, cellular component: filamentous actin; microtubule organizing center. Lineage: Eukaryota; Metazoa; Chordata; Actinopteri; Moronidae. Gene Ontology annotation, biological process: actin cytoskeleton organization. Gene Ontology annotation, molecular function: protein binding. Bases 515 to 2536 code for a protein of 673 amino acids. The transcript is spliced from 14 exons. The record is from RefSeq and is a predicted model, not a curated record.
UGUUGCUCCUACAUUUAGGAGCCACAGAUAGCUCAGCAGACAACACACUGUGCUGGGGCAGCAGGGGGUAAACAUCGAGGAAACGCACACUAGAUGCGCUACCAAGGAAGAAGACGCAACAAAAUACCCUGCCACUUCAACUGGAUCCCUUCGAAAGAUGAGAGGGGAGAGUAAGAGAAUACGCACAUUGAGAGAAGUCCUCCAUGGAGCUUGAUGGGACUUUAAUGAGUUGCUGCCAAGGAACCUUCCAGCAACACUGGUCAUCCUUUAAAAACCCUUUUGCAUCUUCGACUUUGCUCUGGAAAGGGGGCAUGAAACGUCUUUGAUCGCUUCCUCAGAAGGAAGGAAACAGUCUGGUCAAGAACUCGAACCCUUUAUUUCGCUGUAAGGAUCAGAGAAGGAACUGACAAACACAAGGAAGAUCGAAGGUUUUGUUUCUGAGCUCCGUUCUGAACACCCCGUUACUCAUUACACUUGAAUCUCAAGGGGGUGGUGAGGGUUCCCUGAAGAAGUCAUGGAUGUAGCCAGAGAGAGCUCUCAGGAGGUGAUGGUGAGCGAGGCUCUGGUCCAAUUUAAGGCCACAUUGCAAGCCGCCGUCAGGGAGGUCCACGUGGACGUGAGCGCUUUCAAGCAGCGCAUAGAGCAGAGGAUCGAUGAGCUGUGCAUUUCCAACGGACCCUUGGCCGGGGCGGUGACCAGGCUGCAGGAGGAGAACCUGCAGCUCAGAGCGAAGCUUGAGGCUCUCAGCCGCCUGGUGGAGGGUCUCGCCGGGGUGAAGAUCGAGAGGAGCCCCGUUGAAGUGCAGGGGAAGAACGUGGAGGAUGCUGUAGAGAAUGGACAUGCACAGAUACAGUCCAAGACCCAGGAAGACCAGAGAGGGCUGGUUAGCUCUGGAAGAUCAGAAAGCAGCCAGUCAAGUCAGUCCACUUCCACAUACUCUGAUCCAUCAGGGUCAAGUGGAGGAUCAACCCACGCUGCUGCUGCUGCUGCUCCCAGCAGCACCCCAGCCCCUCCUCCAUGGAGAGCAAAGAGACACACUGAAAUGAAUGGCACGGAUGCAAAAGGAGAGAAAAGCGUUGCCCACGUUGCCACGACUGCACAAGCGAACGGAAACCAAGAAAGCUCAUCAGUGGACUCUGAUGUUGGUCCCCAGUCCCACCGACCUCUCACCGCCACCACGAAACCAGACCCAGAGGCUUCGGCUUUAACUAACUCUCUUCAGUCUCCUGUGGAAACUCCCAACAUGCCUCACCAGGAAGAAUCAGGUCUUCUUCCCCAUCAUCCCCUCACCGCCAUGACGAAAACCAGCUCCGAAACAGUUCCUCAGUCUCCUGCGUCAGCGCCCAAAACAACUAAAGAAACUCCAGUAAAAUCAGUAGAGUCUCCUACUAAAUGUGAUGCUGACGAACCCCAGCCACAUCUCCCCGUCACUGCCAUGACAACCAAACCCAGUCCAGAGGGUCUGAUCGCCACCAAACCGGUGCCGUCUCCAGCGCCGGUGCCUAAAGCAGCUGUCCACUGUACGGCAGAGGCUCCAACAGGGGACGCAGGGGAAUAUUCUUUCAUUAGAGGUGCGUCUGUAGCGAAGGAGCUGAGGUCCCAGGUACCUCCGGAUCAGUUGGGCUCUUCAUCUCAGGCUCUGGUCCACCUCCCCCUCACGGCCGUGUCCAAAAACAGCCCCGACACCCCCACUGCCUCCAACCUGAGUCCCACUUCUGCCCCGAAUCCUUCCGUACCAGAGUCCCCGACAAUGAAGAGAGGCGAAUUCCCGUUCAGACGUGACGCCACUCAACCCAAACCACACUUGCCUCUCACAUCCAACCCAGAGUCUUCAUCAUCUGCUAUAACAGCGUCACAGGAGCCCGCAGUAAAACCUGGGGAAUAUCCCUUUAAACGGGUGCCCGUCCUGAAGACGCCCAGUCCGAGUCUGAAGAGGAGCGUGAGCUUUCCUCAGCCUGCAGAGAAAUUACUUCCCUCCAAGUCAAUCAUAAAAUCUGGUUUCUCACCUAAUUUGGACAAGAAAGCAAACAAGACAGGAGGGGUGGAGUUUAAGGACGUGAUGAAAUCUCAAACGCUCCCACGCUCCAACGGGGCUCAGGCCAAACGGGCCAUGUUUGAGAGGAUGAACUCAGAGCCCACAAAACCGAAGGACUCGAAGCCGAAACUGAAGCGCUCUCAGAGUUUCGGCGUGUCCAGUGCCAGUGGUAUAAAACAGAUCCUCCUGGAGUGGUGCCGCUCAAAAACCAUCGGCUACCAGAACAUAGAUAUCCAGAACUUCUCGUCCAGCUGGAGCGACGGGAUGGCGUUCUGCGCUCUGGUCCACUCUUUCUUCCCGCUGGAGUUUGACUACAACACGCUGGACCCCGCCAACCGCAAACACAACCUCCAGCUGGCCUUCACCACGGCAGAGCAGCAGGCCGACUGUCUCCGUCUGAUCGAGGUGGAGGACAUGAUGGAGAUGGGGGACAAGCCGGACCCAAUGUGUGUGUUUACAUACGUCCAGUCGCUCUACAACCACCUGAAGACGUUUGAAUAACUCUGUAUCAGAGUUUAACACUUUACAUGAGCCUCUGACAAGCAAACUAAAACCUGCUGCUCGCAUAUUUUUCACCUAAAUCUAUUGAUCAGUUUUAUACGGUUUGUGUGUUUUCACCAGAGUUCCUUUAAUAUUUAUAGCGGACUGACACAGAUUCUUAAAAUGCAGUUUAUUGUCAAUGUGUGUGGCUCUGAUGUUGCUGUAUUUAUGAAAAGGAGUUUUUUUUGUGACAAAGAAAUAAUAAUAAUAAUAAUAAUAAUAAUAAUAAUAAUAAUAAUAAUAGCUGCUGUUGAUCAAUCAGAGAAAAACAAUAAACUGGAGACCUGAGUUGAGUCUUGUAAUGUGGCAAAAAUAAAAGCAAUUUUCUAAUAUU